GUGUCACUGUUUAUCACUGUCCUGUGCAGACACGCAUAUAAAAACACUUAAUGGUAGACCAUUGCAUAUGUGGGCAGUAGCUGGUCACCACCCUGACAAAACUUUGCGAGGCGACUUCGGGGCUUAAGCCACUGACGUUUGCUGAAAGAGAGAGCAGUUGAUGUACAAGAAACAAAGUCUUUUGUUUCAUUAUUUCUGUGUUACAAACAUUCAGAUCAUCACAGAAGCACGGGGAUAAAAGUUUAUAUUUCGCAUAUAAACACUGUUGUCUAAAGUAGCGAUCAAAAACAGAGCAAGUCGCCACCUGACGAUCAGAUAAAGAUUCUGUCUAUUACAACAUAACGCCAGCAGGUGGCGACAAGAGAUUUCGUUCAAAACGCAUCUCGUCUGGUCUAACCCUAGCAACACCUGUGGACGACAAUAAUGCACAAUACACUCAAAUCGUAUAUAAAUAUACAAUAAAUGAUUCGAACUAUGUAAGAGUCUUCAAAGUCUCUUAAUCGUUCUAGCAUUGUCAUUUCCAUAACAAGGGUGAUUAAUAAUAUGUUCAUCGCAGCGUUACUGUAGUAAACACUAUGGUAAACGUUUGUGAGGAUAAACUGGGAGCAGCCAGCAGGAACUCAACAGGUGUUUUCAUCACAGAAACUACGUUCGUUCACAUGCUGUUUUCUGUUUCAUUAAUUGUUAAAGCCAGUUUAGUGGCAGUUUCAUUGUGUCUAAUUAUGACACACUUUUCAUCAACUGUGUUUUCACCCUGUGACGAUAAAAGUGGAAAGCAGCUCACUUUAUAUACGACAUUGCACCUACUUUGGCUGUAAUCUAUAUCAUUAAAACCCUAAAAUUAAUCCUGAAAAGCAGACUACUGUAAAGCAACUGAGUGUGUCAGAUUCAGAAACAUAUAAAAUGUGCAGAGUAGCCCUGAAGACUGGAUUUGAGAACCACUGUUAUAGAUCAGAGAACUGUAAUGAGGCGAUGAAUCUCAGUGUGACCGCUAGAGGGCGCCGCUGCUCGCUUAUUUUUCUGCCUUUGCUCUAAGUCGUUUUUCUGUUUGCAGCAGUAAAAUCACGCGUAUUUGAGUUCCUCAUGUGUAGAAUAUGAGUCCAACUCUUUAACCGUAUUUUAAUCAUUAAUGUGUAGUGCUUCAGCUGUCUCUCUCUCUCUUUGUGUGUUAGAGCAGGGUCUCUCUCUCUCUGUGUAUGUGUGUGUGUUAGAGCAGGGUCUCUCUCUCUCUCUCUGGACACACGAGUUCAUUCGGAGCAGCAGUCUCGGAGAGCAUGACGUAACGGAGAGGAUCCAGACUUUUCCUUUGCGAUUUAUUUACUCGCCCGCCGACCCAAGGUUCUCCACGAGUCCUGUCGCUCCUAGACAUCAUGUCCAUCGCGCUCAAACAGGUGUUCAACAAAGACAAGACGUUCCGGCCCAAGCGCAAGUUCGAGCCGGGCACUCAGCGCUUCGAGCUGCACAAGCGGGCGCAGGCGUCGCUCAACUCGGGCGUGGAUCUGAAAGCGGCCGUCCAGCUGCCCCACGGCGAGGAUCUGAACGACUGGGUGGCCGUGCACGUGGUGGACUUCUUCAACCGCAUCAACCUCAUCUACGGGACGGUGUGCGAGUACUGCACGGAGAAGAGCUGUCCGGUGAUGUCCGGCGGCCCGCGGUACGAGUACCGAUGGCAGGAUGAGCACAAGUACAAGAAGCCCACGCCGCUGCCCGCGCCGCACUACAUGAACCUGCUGAUGGACUGGAUAGAGAUGCAGAUCAAUAACGAGGACAUCUUCCCUACCAGCAUCGGAAUUCCCUUCCCAAAGAACUUCAUCCAGAUCUGUAAGAAGAUCCUGUGUCGUCUUUUCCGCGUGUUCGUGCACGUCUACAUCCAUCAUUUCGAUCGGAUCCUCCUGAUGGGAGCCGAAGCUCACGUCAACACCUGCUACAAGCACUUCUACUACUUUGCCACCGAACUCAACCUUAUAGACCGCAAAGAGCUGGAACCGCUGAAAGAAAUGACCUCAAGAAUGUGUUUGUGAACGCCGGCGGCUGGACCGUUUCCAAACACUCACACCUGAGAGGCUUUUCUCAGGAGCUUUAAUCCGUGAAGUGGACGUUGCCGUGGAGAUGAGGUCAUCACCGGUGAGAUACCAGAGCCUGGUGACAUCAUCACUGAACCAGACUGAACUUUAGGGAGGAGGUUGAGAGAGACUCACAGCGAGCGCCGAUGCGGCGCCAUCUAGCGGUGAGGCGCGUGAGUCGCGCUGCGCUGACAGAACAAUCAGAGGGCAAAUCGAUCACUUAGUACUGUUUUGUACAGACACUGCUCAAAUCCACUGUAAGAAGUGGACACCUUAGUUUUAACAUUCAUCUCUGUGAGGUUUGGAUGAGCUGCUGUCAUUCGUUCCAUGUCGUUUUAUUUCUGUUUGUGUUGCACUGAAAUGCAGUGGGUCAAGUUUUAGUCACUGGAUCAUUUGAUGAAACGUCUAGCGGUCUUAUACAUUUGAUGCCCAGUUCAGCCACGGACAGUAAUUCUGUGAGCUGCACGUCAGUAUUCGUUGGCCAAUCGCAAUGUGACAGUGUGUUCAUCUUCAGCUGAGGAGCAUCGAAGCGAAUCAAAAUGGUCACGGUUUCUGUCGGAUCUGCGCUGAUUCUGUUCAGAUCUCAUGUUUGCAUCAUGUUACUAAACCACUAAUAUAAAUUAAGUUAAACUGGUGUUGUGUGAGUUCCAUUUUCAAGCUUUCAUCCAUAUUUUUUGUUUAAAACUUGAGCGCCCUGCCCUGUAAGUUCCAUAAAUAAUGCAAUAAACAAUAUUUUGAUUGUAUUCAACUGUCGCUUCCAACAUUUGUGAGAACAUAUAGCUGAAAUAUUUGAUUACAAAGGUUUUUUGUUUUUUUUUUCUUCAGAAUUUUGAUUGAAAUUAUUCUGUAUUCUGUAUCUCUAGUCGACCUGAAGAACGCUAACUUAGAGCUUAUAAGCGCUUUAUCAGUUGCACUUACCUUGAUUACAUGAAACCUGUAAGUCGGUGUAAUUGAAGGUGGAGUUUCUUAAAUGCUGCACAUCUUAAUUCUCUGUGAGAGAGAGACUGGGCUGGAUUAGAGCGUAGAUCUUGAGUGGUUUAAGGGGUGUUUCUGCUUUCUUUAAUCUUAAGAUUUGUGAGCUGAGGCCUAUAUAUAAGAGGCAUCGACUACAUCUCCGCUGCUCAGUGCUGCGUCGGAGCUCUUGACCGACACAUUUAUGCUCUUUAUUUUUCAUCAUGACACAGAACUCACUCGGAUUUCACUGCUUAAGCAUUUUAAUUAUCGGUCACAUUGUUUUUCCCUUUAAGCCGAUUUUCCUCUCAGGUCUGUCUGCCAGAGCGUGAGCGGGCACAGGAUUCAUCAUGGGUGAGAAAUCGUCCUCGUCCGGGCCGCCGCUGUGCGUGCAGCUCUUCUCGGCUGUGGCGCUGGUGUGUUUCAGCUUCUACUGUAUCGUCAAAGGAGUUUCCUUCGGCCUCUUCAACUGGUGGUACAUUCUGGGCGCCGCCUGUCUGCUGGCCACCGCCUUCGCUGCCUUCCGCGUCUACGAGGUGUGUCUUAUCAUGGCUCAGAGGGAGAUGGCCGAAGGAGAGUCGUGUGGGACGCUGCCAUGAGGAAAGGCCCCUUUGUCCCCGUUAGGACCUCCAGCCAGAGCGUCAGGAGCCAGUCUUCAUGUGGAGUGAAUUAAAGUAGAGCUGCAGACUGACAGAAUCCAUGAAGAGAACAACUGCUGAUUUCUUAUUUGACUGGUCAAAUAAGUGACAUGUAAAUCAAUAUAGUGUCUUUUACAAUUAAACAUUCACGACGCUGACGAUAAACUGACUUUAACUGUUUACUGUUGUCCUUUUGCAUUAUUGACAUACUGUUUUCCUACAUAAUACUGUAAAGCUGCUGUAAAACUGUCUGUAUUGUGUUAAGCACUGUACACAUAAACGUGAACUGAAACGCUGAUUUUUGUACGGCGUGCCUUUAG
This is a messenger RNA of Labeo rohita (rohu), 3972 nucleotides long. Its product is annotated as MOB kinase activator 3B. The transcript has 4 exons. Bases 1371 to 2021 code for a protein of 216 amino acids. Gene Ontology annotation, cellular component: nucleus; cytoplasm. Gene Ontology annotation, biological process: positive regulation of protein phosphorylation; signal transduction. Gene Ontology annotation, molecular function: protein kinase activator activity. NCBI's taxonomy places the organism in Eukaryota, Metazoa, Chordata, Actinopteri, Cypriniformes, Cyprinidae. The record is from RefSeq and is a predicted model, not a curated record.